Melampsora larici-populina 98AG31 is the source of this 585-nucleotide messenger RNA. RefSeq lists its product as uncharacterized. The record is from RefSeq and is a predicted model, not a curated record. The transcript has 4 exons. The coding region runs from base 1 to 585 and encodes 194 amino acids. NCBI's taxonomy places the organism in Eukaryota, Fungi, Basidiomycota, Pucciniomycetes, Pucciniales, Melampsoraceae.
AUGGUCCAUCGUCGUGUUCAAAAUCACCCACUGCAAGACAUGUCCAAUAGGCCUAUCAGCCCCAACGGACCGACUCGCACACCAUCUCUCUUGAACCGGACUGAAAUGAACCAGCCACAGAGCUCUAUGCCCGGUACAACGGGGUUUAGACCUCCAGGUAGCCCGAUCAAGCGGUAUAUGCCAUACCCUGCGCCUCUUUCCAACGCUCCCCAGCUACCAACCCAACAUUCGGGUACUUUCUCGAGCAUGAGCAGCACUGAUACUCUUGAUUGGAGUCACAGCGUGUCACCUGCCCAAAACCCGAUGGCCAUGAUACAACGAUCCUCAACUUGGGUCCCUGUACCCUCCCUUCCUUAUCAAUCAGCCUACAAAAACACAAAUUUCAUGCCAAAUCUUUCGUCAGACGCCCAAUUAGUCCUCAAAAGCCUCGGAUCACCUACUAUCCUCCAGUCUCACCUUUCACACUCUGACACUUCCAAACCGAUGACUUCAAAAUCCACCUCUGGUCCGACUACUCUGGUCAUUGAUGAUGAUGAUGAUGAAGGGCGUGGUCAUGGGUCUACCGGGUGUGCAGAUUUAUCUUAG